ACAAACGAGGCCUCCCUUCUCUUCUUUGUCUUCUCAAAACCUCCGCCAAAUUUUGCGGCGACUUCUCCAACUUCCCUCUAUAAUUCCAUCUUCCUUCUUUCUCGACCUCGCACACACACAAUCCUUCCUCUUCCUUUCUACUUCCUCCUCCUCACAUCUCUCCUUCUCGCUCUCUUCCACUUCCAUCCACAAUGUCCCAGGUGGUGGCCACGCGCUCCAUUCACAGCUCCUUCGUUUGCCCCAACCCUGGAUCUGCACAACCCAGGGCUGAAAACUCGUUAAAGCCUUCGACUUUUGCUUUCAAUGUUUUCUCACCUAAGAAGACUUCCAAGUUGGGCUUCCACAGAAGGCCAUACCAGAUCACUGCAAGGAAAGCUGCUCUUUCACCUACUGAAGUAGUUCCCGUAUCACCCGAGGAUGAUUUGAAGAUUGAGGAGCAGUUGCAGCAUUUGCGUGGAAUCCAGCAAUUCGGUGACACUUCAGCUGGUAUGUGGUCGAAGCCCACUGUUAGAAGGAAGACGAAGAUAGUCUGUACGAUUGGUCCUUCUACUAAUACUCGGGAAAUGAUCUGGAAGCUCGCUGAGGCUGGCAUGAAUGUUGCUCGCCUCAAUAUGUCUCAUGGGGACCACGCUUCUCAUCAGAAAGUUAUCGACUUGGUUAAGGAGUAUAAUGCACAAUCUAAGGAUAACGUGAUCUCGAUUAUGCUUGACACUAAGGGCCCUGAGGUUAGGAGUGGGGAUUUGCCACAACCAAUCACGUUGACACCUGGUCAGGAAUUCACUUUUACAAUUCAGAGGGGUGUUGGAACUCCAGAUUGUGUCAGUGUGAACUACGAUGAUUUUGUCAAUGAUGUGGAAGUUGGGGACAUGCUUCUCGUUGAUGGUGGUAUGAUGUCAUUGAUGGUUAAAUCAAAGACGGCUGAUUCAGUGAAAUGUGAAGUUGUCGAUGGAGGAGAGCUCAAAUCAAGGCGACAUUUGAAUGUUCGAGGAAAAAGUGCAACACUGCCUUCCAUUACAGAGAAGGACUGGGAUGACAUCAAAUUUGGAGUAGAUAACCAAGUUGACUUUUAUGCCGUUUCCUUUGUUAAGGAUGCUCAAGUGGUUCAUGAAUUGAAGAAUUAUUUAAAAAGCUGUGGUGCUGAUAUACAUGUCAUCGUGAAGAUUGAAAGUGCAGACUCUAUACCAAACUUGCACUCAAUCAUUACAGCUUCUGAUGGGGCAAUGGUUGCUAGAGGUGAUCUUGGUGCAGAGCUUCCCAUUGAGGAGGUUCCACUUUUGCAGGAAGAGAUAAUCAUGAUUUGCCGUAGCAUGGGGAAGGCUGUUAUUGUAGCAACUAAUAUGCUGGAAAGCAUGAUUGUACACCCUACACCAACCAGAGCAGAAGUAUCAGAUAUUGCUAUUGCUGUUCGUGAAGGUGCUGAUGGGAUUAUGCUUUCUGGAGAAACUGCCCAUGGAAAGUUCCCACUCAAAGCUGUGAAAGUAAUGCACACAGUAGCAUUACGGACAGAAGCAACCAUUCCAGGUGGUCAAGUGCCGCCUAAUCUUGGCCAAGUAUUCAAGAACCACAUGAGCGAGAUGUUUGCAUACCAUGCAACAAUGAUGUCUAACACCCUUGGAACCUCUACUUUAGUCUUCACUAGAUCAGGUUUUAUGGCUAUCCUACUGAGCCACUAUCGACCUUCUGGCACUAUAUUUGCUUUUACUGAUAACAAGAGGAUACAACAGCGGCUGGCUUUGUAUCAAGGGGUGUGUCCCAUAUAUAUGGAAUUUUCUGACGAUGCGGAGGAGACUUUUGCUAGAGCGCUAGGCUUGCUCCAGAAGCAAGGAAUGGUAAAGGAAGGAGAAGAAGUGGCCCUUGUACAGAGUGGCAGACAACCCAUAUGGAGGUCCCAGUCCACUCACAACAUCCAGGUCCGGCAAGUGUAAACAGCAACAAAAGAUGGGUUACAACCACUGGUUAAGUUUUGAGCUCAUAAAACAGGAUAAUCUAGUCUAGAGUAGCAUUACGUUACCUCUUUGCCUCUUGGUGGUUUGAUGUCACAAUUGCUUUGCUUGCUUGGUUUAGAUUGUUUCUGUUUCAAUUGUUUUAUUACAUGAUAUUGUAUUUGUUCUCUUAUGAUUUAAAAUUACUAUAUAGGUUGUAUGUGGGACUGAAUUUUGUUAGAGACUGGAAAGAGCAGUUUCUUCCUUGGUUGACGGACUCGGGAUCGAAUUGUUAUAUUCUGUUGUAUUUUUUCAGAACUUGAUCACUGUAAGAAAGCAAUCAAUAAUACUGAAUGGAUGUGAUGAAUUUAGAGAGCGGUGGAUUUUAUUUA
Molecule: messenger RNA, 2314 nt
Organism: Neltuma alba
Lineage: Eukaryota; Viridiplantae; Streptophyta; Magnoliopsida; Fabales; Fabaceae
Product: plastidial pyruvate kinase 2-like
Exons: 12
Coding region: 192-1925 (577 amino acids)
Biological process (GO): glycolytic process
Molecular function (GO): pyruvate kinase activity; potassium ion binding; magnesium ion binding
Source: RefSeq, a predicted model, not a curated record